GCGCAUGUCGGUUGCAGAAGCUUCAAGCUAGCCGCUGAAACAAGCCCGGAAAAAUGUCGUGUUGUGCAGUGGGUUGCCAGAAUCGAAAGUCUGUAAAUAAAGAUCUGAAGUUUUACCGAAUACCAUCAACUCACACUCCUUUUAACGCCAACCGCAGACGUCUUUGGUUACAAGCCAUCAGAAGAAUCGACUGGAACGACAACCUAAUUAAAAAUGCCCGACUCUGCAGUUCUCACUUCAUAUCAGGAGAGGUGUCCAUGGACUCCAGUAGUCCUGACUUUGUCCCGUCUGUUUUUUCCUACUCAACCCAGUGUCAAAUAAACAAAGGCGACGCAAAACUUGAGAGAUUUAAGAGGAAAAGAACAAGAGAGGAAACCACACACAGACCCCCAGAUCACGUCCACCUGUCCACAGAAGUUACAGAUGAGGUUGCAUCAGAAUCCUCAGCCGCUUGCCUGUCCUCAGAUGACUGCAGAAUGGAGCCUGGUUCUGGUCCUUUCACAGAAGCCACAGUCCCUAAGGUUCUCCAUGAUGAGCUGAAACUCAAGUACAGCCAACUUUCUGCAGAGUGUGUCAACCUGCGUUCAGAGAUCAACAAACUGAAAUCAGAGAAGGAGGAACUAAAGGAAACACUCAGAAAAACACAGUUUUCCUUUAGCUCUAUCAAGAGCAAAGCGGUGCAUGUUCUGUUUUUCACAGGUCUGACCAGUGUCAUUUUUGAGUGGUUGAUUCAGAAACUUAAAGGCAGUGUAGAGGUUGUGCGUGGCUCUAUGAGCCUAGAGGACCAUCUAUUAGUUACCCUAAUGAAACUAAGAUUAGGACUCAGCAACAAGGAUAUUGCUUUCAGAUUUAAUGUAACAGAAUGUGACGUGUCGAAAAUUUUGAGAAGUUGGCUCCCUGUCAUGUCUGCGACUUUAAAACCUCUCAUUAAGUGGCCAAGCAAGCAAGCAAUAUUAAAGAAUAUGCCAAAAUGUUUUAAACCUAAAUAUAAACGUUGCAGGUGCAUCAUUGACUGCACAGAAAUUUUUAUAAACAGACCCACAAAUUUAACCUCCAGAGCCCAGACGUACUCAACUUAUAAAAGCCACAACACUGUAAAAUAUUUAGUUGGCAUGUCACCUGCAGGAGCCAUUACUUUUCUGUCGGCAGGUUGGGGCGGGCGUGUUUCCGAUAAACAAAUUACAGCAGAGUCUGGAUUUUAUGACCUUCUAGAGCAUAAUGAUGAGAUUCUAGCAGAUCGCGGUUUCACCAUCAGAGAUGAGCUUGCUACACGCGGUGCCACCCUUAGGAUCCCUCACUUUACCAAAGGAAAGAAGCAGCUCUCUGCUCAAGAAGUGGACACAUCAAGGCGUUUGUCUAAUGUGAGAAUACACAUUGAAAGAGUAAUUGGUAGAUGGAAAAACUUCAAAAUUCUGACAACUGUUAUUCCACUCACACAGGUUGACCUCUUAGAUGACAUGGUGAUUGUGUGUGGAGCAUUAACAAACCUCUGUAAAUGCAUAGUCCCAAGAAGAUAACUUGAAGCGGUUAACGUUUUUUUUUUAAUUAUUAUUUUUUUAGGUGGUGGUGACUGCAACAGAACAGAGAAGGAUCAGUGAACAAUUAAGUAAAUUACAUUAAUAGACUAUGAGUAAUAAUAUACAUAUGUAUAUAUGUGUAUAAUAUGUGUAUAUACUGUAU
Messenger RNA from Pimephales promelas (fathead minnow), 1680 nucleotides. The record is from RefSeq and is a predicted model, not a curated record. Lineage: Eukaryota; Metazoa; Chordata; Actinopteri; Cypriniformes; Leuciscidae.